CCCCACACUAAUUCGUCAUGGCAUCUCAUCUCAAUGCAAACAAGAAUGUGGUGGUUUUGGGAGCAGGCGUCGUUGGUCUCACCACCGCCGUUUUGGCCCAGGAGAAGGGCGGCUAUGACGUGACUAUCAUUGCAGAACGCUUCCCUACCGACCCAAAGUCCAUCGACUACUGCAGUGCGUGGGCUGGAGGUCAUCACGUCAGCUUCGCCAAUGGCGAUGAAAGGAUGCAGAAAAUCGACUCCGCGACGUUCAAAAGGAUGUGGGAGCUCUCAGAGCCCCGCGCUGACGCAGAACAUUGCUUCCUUCGCAUUCAGGAGACCCAAUUCUUCUAUGACGGCCGGGAUGGUCAUUACGAGUGGUAUCCCGACUAUGACCCCCUGCCCGAGGACUCCCUCGUCAGCGUUCCAGGUGCGAAGACCGGCUGCACGUUCAACACUCUAACCUUCGACGCCCCGAAGUACGUCGCCUACCUACUAGCGCGCUUCCUCUCGCGCGGCGGCUCCAUCGUUCGCGGCAAGGUCUCGCACAUCAGCCAGAUUGUAGAAGGCGGAGUAGACCUGUUCGCGCGCGGAAAACUAUCGACAAGGCCGGUCGAUGCCGUUAUCGUCUGCGCGGGUCUAGGCGCACGCACACUCGGAGGUGUAGAGGACCAGGCGGUGUACCCUGUGAGGGGCCAGGUCUUGCUCAUCAAGGCUCCAUGGAUACGAUUCGGAAGGACUGCGAGUCAUAACGAGGACGGGCUUUGGACAUAUGUGAUCCCGAGACGAAACGGCGAGGUGAUCAUCGGAGGAACGAAGAUGGAGAACGACUGGUAUCCCGCCGCGCGCCCCGAGACUACGGAAGACAUCUUGCAACGUUGUCUGGCAUUCUGUCCAGAGUUAGCACCGCCUGAAAUCCGUGCGCAGCGUGCGCCGACAGUGGACGAUCUUCGUGCGCUCAUCCUGGAGGCUGGAGUCGGGCUCAGGCCUGCGCGCAAAGGAGGUUUACGCUUGGAAGUCGAGUGGGUAACCAACCCCAGGGGCAACGUUAAGAUACCGAUGGUCUUCAAUUACGGACAUAGUGGGUCCGGUUUUCAGUCGUCGUGGGGGUCAGCGGAGGUUGCGUUGGAACUGAUGGAGAAUGCGUUUUGCGCUGCUUGAAUUGGAUUCAUGAUGUAUGGUAUGCGAUGUCACCCAAGUCAAAAUUGCGAACACAUAGCCCUCAGUCCUGCGAUCUCUCAGAUUUAGCUCACUGGUCCAUGAUGUGUAACCUCUCAGGCCUGUAAGUGAACACCCUACCAGAGCCAGAUUACUCGUAUACUAAAGCAGAUCCGGUG
Molecule: messenger RNA, 1315 nt
Organism: Fomitopsis serialis
Lineage: Eukaryota; Fungi; Basidiomycota; Agaricomycetes; Polyporales; Fomitopsidaceae
Product: D-amino-acid oxidase
Exons: 8
Coding region: 18-1139 (373 amino acids)
Molecular function (GO): D-amino-acid oxidase activity; FAD binding
Source: RefSeq, a predicted model, not a curated record